UUUACUACAGGCUUCAGUUGUGCAUUUGCCGUGCGUGGAGGAGGUCGCGCUGCUCCGUGCUGAGAGUGAGUUGCUGUGGUCUUGGCCUGUCAUCGCGACGGCAAAAUGUUACCCCAUGCGAAUUAUGAGAGGGUGCCUGUGCCCAGCUCGUCUACAGUGUUCGGAUCUAUGUUGGUGAAUGACAGCUCCAACACGCCAUAUUCUGAUGCCACACAGACGAAGAAACAUCCCCCAAACCACAUCAAACGGCCCAUGAACGCCUUUAUGGUGUGGUCCCAGAUGGAGCGGAGGGAGAUCAUCAAGUUUGCGCCAGAUAUGCACAAUGCUGAGAUCUCCAAGCAACUGGGACGCCGCUGGAAGUUGUUGUCUGAGGAACAACGACGACCUUACCGCGACGAGGCUGAGCGUCUGAAACAGCUCCACAUGCGCGAGUAUCCUAACUACAAGUACCGUCCCCGCAAGAAGGGACAGAAAGCCCAGCUAAAAGGUGUGUCAGAAAAGAGUGUUGGAAAGAUCACCAAGGCCAAGGACCAUUGUAAUAACAAGGACCGGGCCAAGAAUGUGGUGAACGUCAUCAGCAACACCCGCAUCACCCACACACAGGGUCUCGAGGUCGAUCACAACAAGCUGGGUAUUAAGAUCACCAUCGACGAUGACUUUAAGAGGUCUCAUAGGAUGCCCCAAAAUGGUGUCAUGGCACUAACCCCACAUUCCCCUCCAGAAGUGCCCGCCAGUCCACCCUGUGAUCUCCCAGAUUCUCCCGAGAGUGCCUCUAUGUACGAAGACCCGCCCGCCUUCACCUACAACCCCUCCGUCACCGCCCAGUACCACACACCCACCAGUACCCACGGUCUGACAGCCUUGAGUCACCACACCACCACAUCCACCCAUAACACAGUCUCCAGCCCCAACACCAGAAUCAAGCAAGAGCCAGACGAUCUCUACGAAAUUGUUUACACUCCACAAAGUCUAGCGUCCCCGGGUCUUGGUUCCCCAGUGUGUGAAACACCACAUAUUAAGACAGAGAUUAAGACAGAAAUACAAAGUCCACGAAAUAACACCAGUGGUCAAAUAACAGAGCACGCUACCUUGGAUGACCUGUACAACAUCACCGACUUCAUCCCCAUCUCAGACAUCAAGAUGGACCUCGACUCUCUUGAUGCUGACAUAGACUUCGAUGCUGUCAGCACAAGUUCGGGGUCCCACUUCGACUUCCCCAGCGUGACUGAGGAAACAGACCACCUUUUGUCAGACUGCGGACUCUCCCAUACGUGGAUCGGUUCCAGCAGCUUCCUGCUAUAGGCAGGGAGCUGGGAACACUUGCAACGAGUGUUUUUUUUCUCUUUCGUGUUUACAACGAAAGACAGAAUUAUCUGUCCAGCAUAGACUUAAUGUACUCUAGUGAAGUCAAUAGUAUUGUACACGGGAGACAUGAUGGACCGGGACCAAAGUCCUAACCAAGCUUUCAAAGCCUCCAUAACGGUGCCAGUGCCUUCAACCAUUGUUUCCUAACAUUUUUCAACAGUACCACAACAACAAACUAAACCAGUUAACGCAGUCUGGUCAAUAAAAUGGUGCACAAAAUCAUCUCGGUGAUGACAAAUUUACUAGCCUCAGCUGCCAGCCAUGUACAUAAACCCUUUUUGCUCUAAUGUUUCUUUAGUGAACAAAAACUUAAGUGAGUGUAAGUCAUUUUAAUCGUAAUCUAUGAGGCUUUCUGUGAUGUUUUCUCUCGAGUAAGUGCAAGUGAACGGUUUGGAGUUGCCCAUUUCUUUAACGAACAGUAAAGGAGCUGAAAGUUUGAGGCUUCAAUGAGUCAGAUUAUGGAGGGACAUAACACGUAAAUUAAUAUUAUACUGGUGAACAUGUCGGAAGAAACAAAGAAGUUCAGUUCAUAUUGUUAUCUUGUGCUUCUAUCUACCAUCUUGGUGACGCGAGGAAGAGUGGGGGAGGAUGGCAGGAUAGAUGGACAUAAUGCAAGGCUCGUGGACGCUGGUAGUCCUACUAAAGAUCCUUGCUGGUCUUAUCGCCUCCUGGCUAAACACCUGAUGCAUGAAGAUCGAUGCUUCAGGAGGACGAGAGGAUGACGCACGGAUGAAGAGGAUGGAUGGAUGAGGUUGUAUUUGGUUUAAGGAUCAGAUGCUGUGUGUUGGAGACAGGUCGAUGGUGCAGGCGUGAGUGUGGUCUACAGGCAGCUGCUGUCCUGGGGCUGAUCAACAGUUUGGGGUCACCAGUCUACCCACGACGACUUCCUCAGGCCUUGUUUAACUGGAUAGAUCUCAGCCACAGACGGAGCCCUGAUGACCCACGCUCAGCCAUUCAGGAGACACGGUGGGCAUUGGACGAGUGACGUCAUUAGUGCAAUAAGCCAAUCAUAAGGCAGUUCAGUGGCGUUCUUUGUAAUAAGAUAACCUGUAGUUAAUGUAGUAUUUAUAUUGUUAAAAGAAUUAUUAUAUUACCGUUUUCCCAGUGAUAGAGUAAAGGAUUAUGUGCAUGUUAUUUUCCUAGCCAUGUGUGUGUGUGUGGUGAAGGAAAAUAACACUUGUUUAUGGGGUCGAGGAGGUCAAUCAUAUGACAGUACUUACAUAACACUGGUCAAGGAGACCCAAUCAUAUGGCUGAACUUGUAUGACGUCACUGGUGAAUGAGAGCCAGUCAUAUAACAGUACUUGUAUGACGUCGCUGGUGAAGGAGAUCCAAUCAUAUAACAGUACUUACAUGACGUCACUGGACUUGUUCUUUUAAUCCCACCUGAUGCUGAUGACGUCACUGCUGGAGCAUUCACGAGAAGCAUUAAUUAAUGAACCUUAAAGUGGCAGUUUUUGUUUGAAAUUCUAGUCAGUACAACAACAUUACUGUGUAUAGUAAUUACUACGUCAAAUAAUUUGUCAUGUAUUUCAUUUUGUGGACAAUUAUUUGAUACUUUUAUUUAAUGUUCGAUUUAUGUUUUAAUCGUUCAAAGUUUAUAGAAAUUUUUGAAUCGGUAGAAGGAAAAUUCUUGUGUAUUAAUGAAACAGUUGCUAAAAAUAUAUAUAUAUAUAAUAAGAAUGUUGCUCAAAACAUGUAAAAAAACAAUAGUUCUAAGACAAGACUUUUAUUAACAUCAGAAAUUUUCACAAAUGAUCUCAUUAUUUUUUUCAGACUAAAAAAACACAAAACAAAGUUGAAAUUAUUUUUUAUUUAACAUUUUAUCUUCUGUUAGUCUUUCCUUCCUUCUGCCUCAAAUUCAUUAUUAUAUUAUUGAUCAUAUUUUGUACAUAGUGUUAACCUGAGAUAUUUCAUGUACAGUUAAACUAUAUGGCAUUUCUUCACUAAGAGUAAUCGGAGGUUUUAUAUAUUUUGUAGUGGUAGCGCCCGUGUGUCCCGAGUCAGGGGCGGCGGGUGUGAAAAACAAAUACAUUUUUAUAUGUUUCAAGUGAUA
This is a messenger RNA of Homarus americanus (American lobster), 3420 nucleotides long. RefSeq names its product transcription factor Sox-11-like. Bases 106 to 1302 code for a protein of 398 amino acids. Gene Ontology annotation, molecular function: DNA-binding transcription factor activity, RNA polymerase II-specific; RNA polymerase II cis-regulatory region sequence-specific DNA binding. NCBI's taxonomy places the organism in Eukaryota, Metazoa, Arthropoda, Malacostraca, Decapoda, Nephropidae. Gene Ontology annotation, biological process: regulation of DNA-templated transcription; anatomical structure morphogenesis; cell differentiation. The record is from RefSeq and is a predicted model, not a curated record. The transcript has 3 exons.